AUGACUAAGAAACUCCCCUCAGAGCUGAAACAAACAAGAAAGUCUAUUCAGACAGCUUGUGAGUUCUGUCAUACCAAACAUAUACAAUGUGACGUGGGAAGACCAUGUCAAAACUGUUUGAAAAGAGGUAUUGAGAAUUUUUGUAGAGAUAAGAAGAGAAAAUCAAGAAAACGGGUAGAGAAGCAUAGGAUACAGAUGCAGCCAUCUUCGGUAAAAAGUCAGGCAGUACAUAGUGUGCCGUCGAAGACGGUAUCACCUUCCAGCGUACAUUUGGAGUUCAAGGCGCCGCCCCUUGUGGAACAACGGGAUUUAUUACCCUCAGAUGUAAGUAAACUCAGGAAUACACCUAGUCAUUCUACAAAUAUCCAGUACACGUACAACAUAAAUGAUAAUGUUCAAAGCAAUGAAUUCAUACCCCGCAUAACGAACUUUAAUACGAAUGACGGUCAGACUGCGUCAGAAGAUAUCUCCAAUAAUACAUCAGCUCCACAACCAGUACACUUAGUUAAUGACCCUCUCAUACCCACCAUACGGAAAAGCACUCUCAAUUUAAAGUCUCAUUUUUUGGAACAGCAUAAAGCCAUGCAGCAACCGCUGGCUGCCGCUUGUAUGGUUACCACCACUAACAUUCCCGUGCAUCCUGAAAUAGACUCUCGCGAUGUUAAUAAUAACGAUGAUGUCGACGAUGAAACUGAUAUUCAUUUUGAUAGUAUGUGGUGCAAUGACGAGUACAUGAAACUGAAAGAUAUAGUGGAUAUUUCAACGCCAUACCUACCAAAUAACUCUCAAAUUUUCUCACUCCAAGAAUCGACAUUCCCCAAUCGUAGUGCAUCUACGAAGGGAGAUUCCUCUCCGCAUUUAGCGAAUCUUUUGAAUAUGACAAAAACUAGGAAUAAUGAAAAAGGGUCCUCCAUGGGUGAGUCUGCUUCUGCCUUUAACGGAUAUGAUGAAAUUGUAUCUAGGCCCUAUAUCUCAUUGGAUAUGUUGCACUCUAACCGCGAUUCAAAUACCGGCUCAAACCCCUCAACUAAUGAGAAAGUGGAAGGGGAAAGUGAGAAUUCUUGUCCCUCUGAUUCAGAUGUCGAAAAGAAUGAUAGUGAUUAUAUAUCACCUUCAAAGUUUCGUGAAUUAGUAAAGACUCCCCAGGACUUAUACGACAACAAAUGUUUGAUCAAACCUCAUAAUUACAAGCUUGCGUAUACCAAACUCCUUACCUGUUUGAGAAAAAAAUUUCUUGAGGAAUCCAAAGUUGGCCAACCUGAUUUAGCAGAGGUUGGAAACGAAAAUCAAAAGCAAGACUUAAGACAUGAUUUAGAGAUUAUAAUACGAUCUAUAUUAGAGCGAUAUGCUCCAAUUUUUGUUUCAUUAACUUCCAACAUGAUUGGAGAAGAUUUGUUACUACAGGAAGUUACAUUACAGAGGGCAUUAUUAGAUUUGGAGAACAUGGCAAAAUUAGUAAGUUGUACACCAAUAUGUAUCUGGAGAAGAUCAGGUGAGAUUUGUUUUGUUAGCAAUGAAUUUUAUUCUUUAACGGGAUUUAAUAAGAAUGUAAUAUUGGAUCGGACUUCAUUUAUCUAUGAAUUUCUGGAUCACAAAAGUGUUUCAAAUUAUUUUCAAAUUUUUAACGAACUGCUGGCAUUUGGUUACAAUGAUAUCAAUAAAAGGAGAAAACUACUGAUGCUGAAUGCAUCGUCCUCAACUAUAUCCCAGAUUACUGAGGAGUUUUCUUUUACAACUGAUGGAAAAGCCAUCUUCACUAAAUGCAACCUAUUAUUAAGUAACGGCUUUUAUCUGAAGUGUGCCUGUUGCUGGACGGUAAAGAGAGAUUCUUUCAAUAUACCAAUUCUUGUGAUGGGCCAAUUCUUGCCAAUUUUUGACAUUGACUAA
This is a messenger RNA of Saccharomyces kudriavzevii IFO 1802, 1887 nucleotides long. It is a transcript of the gene GSM1, whose product is annotated as Gsm1p. Gene Ontology annotation, molecular function: zinc ion binding; DNA-binding transcription factor activity, RNA polymerase II-specific; RNA polymerase II transcription regulatory region sequence-specific DNA binding. The record is from RefSeq and is a predicted model, not a curated record. The transcript has a single exon. Gene Ontology annotation, cellular component: nucleus. Bases 1 to 1887 code for a protein of 628 amino acids. Gene Ontology annotation, biological process: regulation of DNA-templated transcription; cellular response to starvation. NCBI's taxonomy places the organism in Eukaryota, Fungi, Ascomycota, Saccharomycetes, Saccharomycetales, Saccharomycetaceae.